Molecule: messenger RNA, 2717 nt
Organism: Cheilinus undulatus (humphead wrasse)
Lineage: Eukaryota; Metazoa; Chordata; Actinopteri; Labriformes; Labridae
Product: gastrula zinc finger protein XlCGF57.1-like
Exons: 2
Coding region: 97-1818 (573 amino acids)
Biological process (GO): regulation of immune system process; regulation of cytokine production; negative regulation of transcription by RNA polymerase II
Molecular function (GO): DNA-binding transcription repressor activity, RNA polymerase II-specific
Source: RefSeq, a predicted model, not a curated record
CAUUUGUCGUGUUAGCAUGAACCAGCGUACUCAUGUAGCAGACAAUCCUUGUAACGUGCCCACAAUCGACUUUUCUUUUCUUCCUUUGAAUCUUGCAUGUGUGUAAAAAUGUCCGGGUCUCGGGAACUUCCAGUGCCUCCCACUGAUAUCCAGCAGAUGUCUGAGAGUAAAGAAGAGCCUCCUGAGCAGCAGGAAUGCAGCUCCAGCCUGGAUCAGGAGGACUUCAAGCCCUCACAAGUGAAAGAGGAACAGGAGAAACAGUUGAUCAGUGAGGAUGGAGAGCAGAUUCAAGGACAGGGGGAGGCUGAUGUCAAGUUCCUGUUCUCUCCUGUUCCUUUGAAGACUGAAGAUGAUGACAAGAAACCUCAGUCUUUGCAGCUUCAUGGAAUAAAAAUUGAACAGAUGGAAACAGGAGCUGAUGGAGAGGACUAUGGAAGAUCAGAAGGGGCAAGGAGCUCAGAUCCAGAGAAACAUCCAGAAAUUGAGGUCAUGAUUGAAGAAUCUUCUGAACUUGAGGCUGAAGAAUGUAACAACGUGAGGUGCUGCCCUGAGUGUGGUAAAGGAUUCAGAUAUACAAGUCAUCUGAAAGGUCACAUGAGAAUUCACACAGGAGAGAAACCCUUCAGCUGCCCUGAGUGUGGCAAAAGUUUUAGAGAUAACAGCAAUUUAACUGCCCACUUGAGAACGCACACAGGAGAGAAACCCUUUGGCUGCCCUGAGUGUGGCAAAAGUUACAGACAUAAAAGUAAUCUGACAGAUCAUUUGAGGACUCACACAGGAGAGAAAAACUUUGGCUGCCCCGAGUGUGGUAAAAGAUUUCAAUUUAAACGUACUCUGACAAUUCACAUGAGAAUUCACACAGGCGACAAGCCUUUCAGUUGCUCUGUGUGUGGAAAAGGAUUUACCCGCAAGGAAAACAUGAUCCAGCAUAUGUUCAUACACACAAGAGAAAAACAAUUUGGUUGUUCUGAAUGUGAUAAAAAAUUCCAUUUUAAAGGACAUCUGCGGCAACACGAGAGAAGUCACAUGGUAGAGAAACCCUUUAGCUGCUCUGAGUGUGGUAAAGGUUUUAGUCGUAAAAAAUAUCUUACCCAUCAUAUGCGUGUUCAUACAGGUGAGAAACCCUUUGUCUGCUCUGAGUGUGGUAAAGGAUUUGCCCAAAAAGAAACUUUAAUUGAACACAUGUUUGUCCACAACAGAAAAAGACACUUGUACUGCUCUGAGUGUGAUAAAGGAUUUACAUGUCAGGAAACUCUAAUCCGACACAUGAUUGUCCACGAAACAGAGAAACCCUUCAUCUGCUCUGUGUGUCACACAAGGUUUGAUCGACGAGGCAAUUUGAAAAAGCAUAUGUUAAUUCACUUAAAGGUGAAACCCUUUGGUUGUUCUCAGUGUGGCAAAAGGUUUGCUGAAAAGGGCUGUUUGAAAAAACAUUUGACAACUCACACUGGAGAAAAACCCUUUAGUUGCUCUGAGUGCACCAAAACUUUUAGGAAUAAAGAAAAUUUGAAUAAACACAAGAGAGUUCAUACAGGAGAAAAACCCUUAAGCUGCAGUUUUUGUGAGCAAAGAUUUACAUGGCACUGCCAGUUAAGGAGACACAAGUGUGUUGGUGAUCAUGCUUCAGAGCUUUUAAAAAAACAAACAAAACUCAAAGGAGAGACUGAGAUGGGGGCUGACUUCGAGGAAUGUGGCAGAACAAAAGGAGCCAAGAACUCAGAUCCAGGGGGACAGUUACAACCAGAGAUUGAGGUCAUCAUAGAGGACUUUCCUGACCCUGAAUUUGACGGGUGUCAUGAUGAUUCCAAGGGAUCCUAAGACCAUCUGCAAUUUUUACUUUGAGAGAUUAGGAAACUUCAGUACGAGUCAGGAAAUGCCAUAUUGACAAACCAGUAAGAAAUAAAACUUGUCCGCUCUGAGCUGGGAAUCUGCUGUGGUUUAAGACUGUAAAUCGUAUUAUUUCAAGUGGUAAUGCUGGACUGAAAUAAUCUGACAUUUGUGAUGUACAACUGUGUAUCAUCAGCAUUCUGGAGGUUUUUAUUGUUUAAGGUCUCUGUGGAAUUGUGGAUAGAAUUGUCCCUCUUUCCCAUAUAUUGAGUUUUUAGAUUUAUCUUUUUCACAAUUUUUAAAGAAUAUCAAGCCAUGAUUAUUUCUUCUUCUAUUAAUUAUUUAGAAUGUCGUGACUCCAUUUGGAUUUUUUAUACUUACAUGAGCUCCAGAAGGACUGAUAUAUGACGAGUCUCACUGUUAAGAGAAAAGGAAGUUAGACAUUUGAGACCAAUUUCAUUUCAUCUGACAAAGACAGACAGAUGUGCAAGCCAUCUCUGCUGUAGCCUACAGGACACAGUUUAGUUUCCUUCCCAUAAACUUUGAAUAUCUUUUAUUCUGCCAUUAUCCACGUGACCCCCAGUCUGACAGUGCUGUCCCACUCCACAGAUCAAGAGCUUCACAUUGAACAGAAGUUUUAUCUCUUUCCACAUCAAUAUUAUUAGCUUAGGUACUUUUACACCCUUUUUUGGGGGGUUGAAGAACCCUUAAUUUCAUCUAAGCAUCUCUAUUUUAAUAGUGUCACUAAUGAUUAUUCAGAAACUCAGCAAAUGUUUCUUUUCAGCCAUUGCUUUGAAUAAUGUGUUUUAAUAAUCAUAAAUACUUAAUUUUAUUAUCAUGUUAUCAUGACAGUUAUCAUUCGUCAAAGUUGGGUUCAUCCAAAAUUUAUA